This is a messenger RNA of Cyphellophora europaea CBS 101466, 837 nucleotides long. RefSeq lists its product as uncharacterized. Bases 1 to 837 code for a protein of 278 amino acids. The transcript has a single exon. The record is from RefSeq and is a predicted model, not a curated record. Lineage: Eukaryota; Fungi; Ascomycota; Eurotiomycetes; Chaetothyriales; Cyphellophoraceae.
AUGUACCACAAGGCUCUCAUCAUCGGCGCCACCUCCGGCAUUGGCCACGGCCUGGCCACCAAGCUCGUGUCCCAGGGCACACACGUUCUUCUCGUAGGCCGACGCGAAAACCUUCUCAAUGACCUCGUCAACAGACUCGGCGCGGCUAACGCCACAGCCAUCCCCUUCGACAUCACCAACUUGUCCUCCAUCCCCUCCUUCGCCGACAAGACCACCGCCCAGCACCCCGACAUCGACUGCCUCGUCCUCAACAGCGGCAUCCAACGCGCCUUCGACUUCAGCAACCCCUCUACCCUCGACCUCACCGCCCUCGACGCCGAGACCACCACCAACUACACCUCACACGUGCACCUCACCGCCGCCUUCCUACGACACUUCCUAUCCCGCCCCGCCCAGCAGCAGCCAACAUCCCUAAUCUACAUCUCGGCCACACUCGCGCUCGUGCCAGGCCUGCUCCGCACGCCCAACUACAACGCCUCCAAAGCCGCGCUGCACACCUUCAUCCUCAACCUGCGCUUGCAGCUCCGCCGGUCCGGCAAAUCCCCACAAUUGGUCAAAAUCAUCGAAGUCUUCCCGCCGGCGGUGCAGACGGAGAUCCACGACGAGAAGCACCAGCCGGACCUGGUGGAUGGGGGCAGCAUCGGCAUGCCGCUGGGGGAGUAUGUGGAUGCCAUGGUGGAAGGGUUGGAGCAGGGGAAGGAGGAGUUUGCGGUGGGGCAUGGGCAAGGUAUGUUGGAUGGGUUUGAGGCGGAGAGGCAGAGGCAGAUGGGGCAGAUGGUCGAGAUGUUGGAUGGGUCGUUUGGGAAGUAUCUGAAGGAGGGGGCGAGAGCGAUUUGA